Molecule: messenger RNA, 1210 nt
Organism: Drosophila melanogaster (fruit fly)
Lineage: Eukaryota; Metazoa; Arthropoda; Insecta; Diptera; Drosophilidae
Exons: 2
Coding region: 113-1072 (319 amino acids)
Cellular component (GO): nucleus; chromosome; nucleolus
Molecular function (GO): tRNA (guanosine(9)-N1)-methyltransferase activity; methyltransferase activity
Source: RefSeq, marked reviewed
CUGUUAAAUCAGCUGCUGGCAAUAUUCAAUUUUCUUAGCCAAUUGAACUACUUUUAAAUACACGAGGGUAGCGGUAACGUAAAACACAACAAAAAAUCUAGUAACAAGAUCAAUGGAUACGACAGAAAAGGCUCUCAAGGAGGUGACCCCGGCGAUGCUUAGCCUGAACAAUUGCCCGGGCACAACGCCCGGCACGCCGAUGAGCAAAAAUCAGCUUAAGAAGCAGCGAAAGCUGGCGGAGUUUGCCGAACUCCGGAAGCUGCGACGCGAACGGGAGCGUGAGAAGAAAAAGCAGAAGCGGCGGGAGGCCAAGGAGCUGGGUCUGCCCGUCCGGACGGGACCCUCCCGCAAGGAGCUGAAGAAACGCCAGUUGGCAGACGGCGGAAAGUCUGGCCUCUCGGUCGCUAUAGAUCUGGACUACGACGAUCUGAUGCAGGAACGGGACAUCGUCAAGUGCGUGAAGCAGUGCCUUCGCAUCUACACCAUUAAUCGGCGCAGCCCACAGCCGGGCAAUCUGCACUUCACAGGCAUCCGGCGCAACGGUCACAUCCACGAGUCAUUCAAGAAGAACGAAGGCUGGGAGAACUGGCACGUGCAGUACUACUUCGAUCGCGGGCACACCGAUAUUUUCGAGCAUAGCCAACUGGUCUACCUCACCUGCGAGUCGGAUCGGGUGUUGGACAAGCUGCAGCCCGGCUGCACCUACGUCAUCGGUGGCCUGGUGGACCACAAUCACUUCAAGGGCCUGUGCCACUCGAGGGCCACGUCGGCGGGGCUGACUACCGCUCGCCUCCCGCUUAGCGAGCAUGUAGACAUGAAGACGAGGGCCGUGCUGAGCACCUACCAUGUGUUUGAGCUGCUGACCAAAGUUGCUGCCGGUCAGGACUGGACUACGGCCAUUCUGGAAACUAUUCCCAUGCGCAAGGGAGCCAAGGCGAAAAUCACAGACAAAAAGGAGCCGAAUCAUUGCUUGGAGCAGCAGGAUGAAAAACAGAAACAGGAAGCUGAGUCAGAUAAGCCCACCUUAACCGCCGUCGAGUCUGAAAUCGAAUCCCAUUCUUUAGACAGUUGACGGCAGUCGACAUCGGAUCUCGAGGUCUUUUUGAUUUUUAUUUCAGUUUUUGUUUUUACAAAAUCACAUUUCGUUUUGUUUCGCAAUUUAAAUGAUAACUUAUGUAUUUUAAGCGCAAAUAAUAAUAAGAAUACAAAG